Messenger RNA from Alosa sapidissima (American shad), 830 nucleotides. RefSeq names its product membrane-associated guanylate kinase, WW and PDZ domain-containing protein 2-like. Lineage: Eukaryota; Metazoa; Chordata; Actinopteri; Clupeiformes; Clupeidae. Gene Ontology annotation, cellular component: cytoplasm; dendrite. Gene Ontology annotation, biological process: signal transduction; receptor clustering. The transcript has 2 exons. The annotation marks the transcript as partial. The record is from RefSeq and is a predicted model, not a curated record. Gene Ontology annotation, molecular function: SMAD binding; signaling receptor complex adaptor activity; beta-1 adrenergic receptor binding.
GUGAUGUUAUUGUUUACAUCAAUGACGUAUGUGUGCUGGGCACCACCCAUGCAGAUGUGGUCAAGCUGUUCCAGUCCGUGCCCAUCGGCCAGAGCGUGACGCUGGUGCUGUGCCGUGGCUACCCGCUGCCCUACGACCCCGAGGACGCCGCCUCCACCACCAACACCUCCGCCGGCACCAGCCUGGUGUCGCCCGCGGGCAACCCGCUGCUGGUGAACGGGCGCGGCGCCUACGACGGCUACAUGGAGUACCUCUCGCGGACGGCCCGGCUGGUGCAGCAGCAGCAGGGCGACGCGCAGCUCGCGGCCGCCGCACACCUCGGAGGCCCUCUCCCGCCCGGCCACCACCCGGGGGACACCCACCUGGACGGCUCGGGCCUCCCGGCGCCGCCGCCGCCGCACGAGGACAGCGUCUCCAUGGCGUCGUCGUCGGGCGCGGCCACGCAGGUGGCCAGCGGCUGCGGCAGCGACGGCCCGACGCCCGUGGUGCUGCUGACGGUCGCAAUGGUCAAGGGGCCCGACGGCUUCGGGUUCACCAUCGCCGACGGCGCCGACGGCCAGCGGGUCAAGCAGGUGCUGGAGCCCCAGGGAUGCCCGGGCCUGUGCGAGGGCGACCUGAUCGCCGAGAUCAACCGGCAGCCCGUGCUGGGCCUCAACCACACGCAGGUGGUGGACAUGCUGAAGGAGUGUCCAGUGGGGGCCGAGGCCACUCUGAUGGUGCAGAGAGGAGGGACAGGUCAGUUUUCCCCCUGGAAGACCCCCAAACAGGUAACCAGCCUUGUCUUCCAACACCCUGAGAUUUAUCUUUUUCUCCUUCUGUUCUCUAUUUAA